GAAUAAUCGUUCACCACCGACUGACUCUCGGCCUCUGUCGCCGCCGUCCUCGUUGGCGCUACAGCCAUGGGCCGCGGAUUCAGCUUGAGCCACCAGAAGGUGGCCCUCGAGGUCGCCGUCUCUGGUCCGACGAUUGCCUCGGGCUACACGGAGCUCACCAUCACGCCCACGGUUGCCAACUUGAAGACGAUCCACCUCAAUUCGCGCCAGACAGAGAUCCACCGGGUCGUGUGCGCAGGGCGGGAGGCAGACUUCUCCAUCGUCGACCAUCUGUCCAGUGCGACGCUGUCGAACCCAAGGGACGUGCACUCGUACCCGGACCUCAAGCGCAAGCUGUUUGCCGCGACGAGCGACGGCAGCGGGGGCGAGCUCAGCAUCCUGCUGCCGCCGGAUGUGCACAUCAGCCAGCAGGCGGGCAGCGACGACUUUGCGCCCAUCGUCGUGCGCAUCUACUACUCCAUCCGCAGCCCUGCCCGCGAGGCCAUCCAGGUCGUGCUGCCAACCGAAGAGGCGCCCCAUCGGACCCGGCACAUGUUCACCUCGCCCACCUGCGCCGACUUUGCGCGGUGCUGGGUGCCCUGCGUGGACAGCCUCUGGGAGCGCUGCACCUGGGAGCUCCAGUUUGUCAUUGCCAAGCGCUGGGUCGACGAGGAGCAGGACAACGUCGUCGUCGGCUCGGGCGAGCUCGUCGAGCAGGUGGCCCACCCGCACAACUCGGCCAAAACCAUCUUUUACUUUACCCAGCCCGUGGCCACGUCGGUGCAGCACAUUGCCUUUGCUGCUGGCCCCUUUAGCCUGUACAAGGUGCCCCGCGUUGGCUCGGGCCCAGGCUCAGCAGCGGCGGCGGCGGCGAUGACGAUGACGAUGGCAGCAGCCGCAGAAGAGCAGGAGCAGGAGCAGGUCACGACGGCCUUUUGCCUGCCGGGCCGCGAGGAGGAGCUGAGGAACAGCGUGGGGGUGCUGCCGCAGGCCAUCGACUACUUCAGCAAGGACUUUGGCUCUUACCCUUUCGCCUCGUUCAACGUCGUCUUUGUCGACGACGGCCUCCAGGACACGCAUAUAGCCUCGACGCUGGCCCUCUUUUCCGCCGCGCUCCUCUACCCCAGCACCGUCAUCGACCAGGCGUUUGAGACGCGGCAGCUGCUCAGCCACGCCGCUGCGUUCCAGUGGAUCGGCAUCAACAUCGUCCAGCGCUCCUGGGCCGACACCUGGCUCGUCCACGGCCUCAGCCUCUACAUCACCGGUCUCUUUAUGCGGCGACUGCUGGGCAACAACGAGUACCGGUUCCGGCUCAAAAAGGACUGCGACCGGCUGUGUGCAUGCGACGUGGGCAUGCCCCCGCUCUACCAGCUCGGCACCUCGGAGCCGCCCGACGAGUCGAUGCUGGCCUUUGUCAACCUCAAGGCGCCCCUCGUCCUCUACAUCCUUGACCGCCGGCUGUGCAAGGCGGGUGCCUCGCUGGGAUUGGGCCGUGUGAUCCCCAAGGUGUUUCUGCAGGCCAUCACGGGCGAGCUCGUCAACGGCGCGCUGAGCACGGGCAGCUUCCUGCGCACCUGCCGCAAGGUGAGCGGCAUCGAGCUGCGCACGUUUGCCGACCAGUGGAUCUUUGGCAGCGGCUGCCCGCGCUUCUACUGCUCGGCCUCGUUCAACAAGAAGAAGCUCCUCAUCGAGUUCCACAUCAGCCAGGAGUCGCCCUCGUUUCAGUUUGCCGCCAGCCGGCCUGCUGAGGCUGCGGGCUGCAACGCCGUGCAGACGUUCGAGGGCCAGAUGACGGUGCGCAUCCACGAGCCCGACGGGACGCCGUACGAGCACGUGUUUGACCUCAAUGCGCCCUCGAAGCGCUUCGAGGUGCCGUUCAACACCAAGUACAAGCGCAUCCGUCGCAACACGAAGCGCUUCAAGACCCGACAGGCCCUUGCUGCCGCUGCCGCCGAGGGCGACGAGGGCGCGGCCGAGGACAUGACCAUCAUGGACCUCGGCUUUGGGCUCGGCAUGUGGGAGGACGAGGAGCAGCGCGAGAAGUGGAAGGUGGCCGACUGGACGGCGCGCGACGAGGAGAUCAUGUCGUCGGCGCCGCUCGAGUGGAUCCGGCUCGACGCCGACUUUGAGUGGAUCGCCACCAUCUACUUUGACCAGCCCGACUUCAUGUGGGUCUCGCAGCUCCAGCGCGACCGUGACGUCGUCGCCCAGGUGGCUGCCGUCGAGGCGCUGGCCAAGAUCCCCAGCGCGAUUGCGUCGUCGAUGCUCACCCGCACCGUGCUCGUCAGCAAGUACUUUUUCCGCGUCCGCAUCGCCGCCAUCGACGCCCUCGUCGGCUGUGCCCUCGCCCCGCUCGACUACCUCGGCCUCUUCCACCUGCUCAUGCUCUUUCGCACGCGCUACUGCCACGAGCUGUCUCCGGGCGGUGCUAGCUCGAGCAACAACAGCAGCAACAAUGCAGACGGCUCCAGCGGGAACAACACCAUCGACAUGGACUGCAUCCCGCGCGCCAACAACUUUGCCGACUUCUCCGACUACUUUCUCAAGCGCGCCCUCAUCCACGCCAUCGCGCGCGUGCGCAACCAGCGCGGGCGCACGCUGCCCCAGGUCAAGCGCUUCCUCAUCAACCUGCUCCGCUACAACGACAACUCGACAAACAAGUUUGGCGACGACGUCUACGUGGCCGGCCUCAUCGAGUCCCUCGCCCAGGCCCUCGUGCCCCUCGACUCGGUCGCCCACGGUGGCUUUGUGCCCGCGGCCGAGGACCCGGAUGCAGCCGACGACGAGGCGCUGCUCCUCGCUGCACGCCAGCAGGUCGACCGGUUCCAGGGCCUCGAUCGGCUGGUGCCCUCGUACCACAACGUCGUCACGCUCAGCUGCCUCGACUUCCAGGGCAGCCUGAUGCUGUCGAACAUGCUCGCCGUCGACCUGCCCCUCUUUCUCGGCUACACGCGCCAGGGCAACUUCCACCCCGUCCGCGUCGCCGCCUUCGACUACCUCGUCCUCCUCCGCGGCCUCCAGCACAAGGUCCUCACCCGCUACAUCUUUGCCGUCCUGCAGACCGACGAGAGCCGGGCCGUCAAGCGCCACGUCGCGCGCGCUGUAUGCGAGGCCCUUGCCGUGUCCGUCGCCCUGGGCGAGUUUGGCGGUGGCGCUGGCGGUGGCGGUGCUUCGGCCGAGUCCCAGGUCGACGCCAUGCUGCGCGCCAUUCGCAAGGAGGUCGGCCGCUCGGCUGCUGUCCGCGAGGGCUUCAUGGCCGCCCUGCUCUCACCGCGUGUCGACGCGCAGCAGCGGUGGGCCCUGCUCAAGCUCGGCGAUUUGCUCUUUCGCCCUGCCGAAGAGACCGAGAUUCCGUACCAGCCCAAGGUGUCGGUACGCGUGCGCAUGCCCAGCCAGGCUGCCGUCGGGACUGCCACCACCACCACCGUCGAGGGAGCAGCACCAGCACCGACGAAGAUCCGGCUGGUGCGCCCCUCUGUCGACGAGACGGCCGCUGCUCGCUCCGUCGCCUUUGUCGACGAGUCGGCCAAUGGGGCAGUGGGCGAGCCAGCAGCAGCUACGUCCAAGACGGUAACGCCACCCAAGAAGAAGUCCAAGUCAGCCGCGGCAGCUGCUGCUGCUGCUGCCGCCGCCAAGCCCGGCCAGGCGUCGGGCAUGUCGACGACGGACCUGACGGCGUGCCGAAACUGCCUGAAGCGGCUGCUGGCGAGCCGGCAUGCGCACCUGUUCCGCAACCCCGUCGACCCCGUGCGCGACAAGGCGCCCGACUACUUUCGCGUCAUCUCCAGCCCCAUGGACCUGUCGUCGAUGAGCAACAAGCUCGACGCGGGCCUCUACCGCGACCGGUUCGAGUUCAAGGCCGACUUUGAGCUGCUGGUCAGCAACGCAAAGACGUACACGCCCGACACCAAGGCCUACGUGCACCAGGCUGCCGUGCAGCUCGAGCGCGACUUUAAUGCGCAGUGGACCCGCAUCACAAAGACGCUCGAGCAGACGGCCGCGCGCCAGCAGGCCGGCGCUGCUCCUGCCGCGGCGGCUUCAGCGGCAGAGCAGGCGUCGCCCAAGGCACCGGCAAAGGCAGCGCCGACAGCCACGGCAGCAAGCCCAGUAGUGCCGGUCGCGACGCCCGCCACACCGGCAGCAAAGACGGCCGAGGACAAGGCCAGGCCGGCAGCAGCACCACCGUCGACGGGACUCGGCGGCAUCAAGAUCAAGCUCAAGCGCAAGGACAAGCCCCAGGACGAGAGUCCGGCGCCGCCCGCCAAGAAGCCUGCGCCGAGCCCUGCCUCACCGUCGCCCAAGCCACCGACGCCCAAGUCGGUGGCGAGCAAAGCUGCUGCGACGAGCAAGCUGGCAGCAGGCAAGCCGGCGACGGCGACGGCGGCCUCGCCCAAGGCCACGCCCGCGCCGCCAUCGUCAUCAUCAUCAUCGACACCUGCGCCCGCUGCUGCCGCUGCCGCUGCCGCUGCCGCUGCCACGCCCAUCCCCGACGACCAGGACCCCGUGGCAGCAGCCAGGGGCAGGCCCAUCCACGCCAAGCGGUGCAAGGGCGUGCUGGCAGCGCUGCGCAAGCUGCCCCAGGCCGCCAUCUUCCUCAAGCCCGUCGACCCGAUCCUCGACGGCGCACCCACGUACUACGACGAGAUCAAGGCGCCCAUGGACCUGGCGACGAUGGAGACGAAGCUCCAGGCGGGCAGCUACAAGACGAUGGCCGACUUUGCCGCCGACGUGCUCCUCAUCGUCGCCAAUUGCCGCCAGUACAACCCGCCGACGACGAUGCCGCGCGACAUGGCCGACGCCUUUGGGGCUGCCUUUCGCCGCGAGUGGGCCGCCGCCCUCGUGCGCCGGCUCGACUACCACGAGCAGCGCGCGCUCCAGGGCCUCGUCGGCCGCCUCAAGUCCAACCAGUAUGCGGGACUGUUCCUCGAAGCCGUCGACCCCGUCAAGCUGGGCAUUCCCACCUACUUUGACGUCGUCCGGCCCGAGGAUGCGCGCGACCUGAGCCUCAUCGAGGCCAAGGUCAAGUCGUCGGCGUACGACAGCCUCGAGGCCUUUGACGCCGACGUGCGCCUCAUGCUCGACAACUGCUACCGCUUCAAUGCCGCCGACGAGGGCGUGACGGCCUGGGCAAAGAACUUUGAAAAGGCCUAUGGGCGCGAGUGGAAGGACCUCAAGGCCAAGUUUGGCCUCGGGCCCGAGGGGGCGGCUGCGACUGCUGCGGGUGCGAGCAGCAAGAAGAAGAAGUAGAAGCGGAACUAGCCGUGAUCAUAUGUACUCUAAGAACACCGCACGCUUUCUUUCAACGCACGUUUUAUCUAGAACAACGCACGCUUGAGUUCUGACGCUUGAAGAAGACGCUUGAAGGAGACGCUGGAAAGAGACGCUGGAAGGAGACG
Molecule: messenger RNA, 5375 nt
Organism: Acaromyces ingoldii
Lineage: Eukaryota; Fungi; Basidiomycota; Exobasidiomycetes; Exobasidiales; Cryptobasidiaceae
Exons: 2
Coding region: 67-5226 (1719 amino acids)
Biological process (GO): transcription initiation at RNA polymerase II promoter
Cellular component (GO): transcription factor TFIID complex
Molecular function (GO): transcription cis-regulatory region binding; protein binding; chromatin binding
Source: RefSeq, a predicted model, not a curated record